AUGGCACGCUGCUACAGUCGCUGGCAUCAAGUGUUAUUCUGUGUGUGCAGUCCAUGUAUCUGCCUGAUCCUGCUGUUCCUUUAUGCGAGCAUCAUGGUGUGUAUCGACAUGAACAAGAUGACCAUUCAUUCUAUACAAUCUGACCAUUUUGUGGCUAGUGGGAGUUUUACAAAUAAAAGCUACACCUCUCUGCCUAAAACUUUCUGGAAGCUCCACGAAGAUGCUUUUUGGAACCAACUGCAGGUGGCUAUCGACCGCCAUUUCAACCCCAUCCUGAAUCCCCAAAACACAAAGACAGGUAUUAAGAACAAUGACUUCUACGAUUACCUUUUGAGGCUGAGCUUCUCUGAGGUGACUGACUUGGAGAGUAUGAGGAAGAAAUUGGAGCAGUUACCACAGCAGUUGCAAGACUUUGUAAGCAACAUGAAACGGAGAACCUACCCCGUCAUCCGCCAGCCUGCAAAUUCCACCUGCGGAGCUGGGGCGGCAGAUGAGCAGGAACCUCCGUUGCUUCUCCUUGCUAUUAAGACGACUGAGCUGAAUUUUAAACAACGUCACGCCAUCCGACGAACCUGGGGCCAAGUGGGCUGGGUGGCCACAAAGAAGAAGAACGGCAAUGGAAGACAGGAAGUGGGAGGGUACGUCCGCCGGGUUUUCCUGAUGGGCAAAGAGAAUCCAGAAGACUUGGGAGUGGAUGUAUCCAAGUUGUUGCAGAUAGAAGGUCAACAUUAUGGAGACAUCGUGCAGUGGGACUUUAGCGACACCUUUUUCAACCUCACCCUGAAGGACGUUCUCUUCUGGAGCUGGUACUUACGCAGCUGCAGCCAGAUUCGCUUUGUUUUUAAGGGGGAUGACGACGUCUUUGUCAACACACCAAGCAUGAUCGCCUAUCUUCACGAGCAGUUAGGGAUGCCCCAUGCAGAACAGACCAUGAAUGAGUUCAUGGUGGGACAUGUCAUCGGUGCAGCUUCCCCCAUUCGACUUAACCAUUCCAAGUACUUUGUCCCAGACUGCCUAUUUAAGGGGCUUUACCCCACGUACGCAGGCGGCGGAGGAGUGGUUUACUCAGGCCGGCUGGUCAAACGUCUGCAUGACAUGUCCAGAAGGGUUCACCUCUUCCCAAUUGAUGAUGUUUUCGUUGGGAUGUGUAUGUCUCGGCUCAACGCAGCACCCAUCCACCACCCUGCCUUCCUCACCUUUGACUUUUCUCAGAAGGAAGCGAUGGACCCAUGUGCGUACCAUAAGAUCUUACUUGUCCACAAACGCAGCCCAACGCAGCUGAUCGCACUGUGGGACGACAUGUCCAAGACAAAGAACCAGUGUUGGAACGUGUCACUCAGGGUUUCUGACAAUGAGACAACCAUAACCGAAACAACCAAAAUGAAGUUGAAUCAACCCAACAGAAUAUGA
Molecule: messenger RNA, 1410 nt
Organism: Nerophis lumbriciformis (worm pipefish)
Lineage: Eukaryota; Metazoa; Chordata; Actinopteri; Syngnathiformes; Syngnathidae
Product: N-acetyllactosaminide beta-1,3-N-acetylglucosaminyltransferase 2-like
Biological process (GO): protein O-linked glycosylation; poly-N-acetyllactosamine biosynthetic process
Cellular component (GO): Golgi membrane
Molecular function (GO): UDP-glycosyltransferase activity; hexosyltransferase activity
Source: RefSeq, a predicted model, not a curated record